CUUCUUGAGUAACUCGAGCUGCACGUUAACUCCCAGGAAUACUUCCCCAGACCGAGGAGUCAAGAAAAAAACAAGACUUCUGAAUAUCUGUUUUCAAAAGGCUCACAUCUGGGUGCCUCUCCUCUUCCUCACGGCUUUGCUGGUACUAGCUCGGCAACAUGGCUCUGAGCAUCCGAGACCUUCUCACCCAAACCCUGGAGGAUUUGCUGGAGAACGAAUUCAGGAAGUUUAAAUGGAAACUCUGUGAAAUUCCCCUCUGGGCCUCGCCCAGAGGCCAAGGUGGUGCUGCCAGCAUCCCCCGGGGGGUCCUGGAGAAGGCUGACCCGCUGACCACCACCGAGCUCAUCCUGAGCUACUGUGGUUCCAGCUCGGCCCUGGACGUGGCGGCAAGAGUCCUGGAGAAUAUCCAACAGAGGGAGCUGAGCAACAGGCUCCGGGAGAGAGUCCCAGAGACCCAGUGCUCCCCAGCCAGCCUGAUUUCCAGCUUGAGUCUCCAAAAGAGGACAAGCAGAGCGAGUGCCUCUUUCUCAGAAGCAGCAGUGGCUCCCGACGCCCGGCAGAGGUCCAGAGGCAAAAAGAGAGCAAGUUGGAAGAUCUCCCAGGAGAUGUACCGCUCAGAGAUCCGGCACAAGUACGAGCGCGUGAAGGACUACAACUCCCUGCCGGGGGCCUGGCGCUCCCUGGAGCAGCACUACGUGGCCCCGCUGAUCAUCCGCCGGUGCCGCCCGGCCAGCGAGCGGGAGCCAGAGCUGCUGUCCAAGGGCCCGAGACACCUGGAGCUGCUGCGGCUCUGCGGCGAGGGCGGCUCGGACCGGGUCCACCUGGACCACCUCCUGGAUGGCCCCGGGGGCCGCCGGCCCCUCACCGUCGUGCUGCAGGGGGCGGCCGGCAUCGGCAAGAGCUACACGGCCCACAAGAUCAUGCUGGCCUGGGCCUCCCAGCGGCUCUACCACGACCGCUUCGACUGGGUCUUCCUCUUCAACUGCCGCGAGCUGGGGGUCGAGCCGCGCCCGCGCAGCCUGGUGGACCUCGUUCUGUCCGACUGCCCGGCCCUCGGCCCCCACGUGGGCCAGAUCUUCUCCUCCCCGCAGAGGCUCCUGUUCCUGCUGGAUGGCUUUGACGAGCUGCAGCUGCCCCGCUCUCUGGAGGACGACGAGAGGGGGGCGGAGGAGGAGGGAGAGGAGGAGGAAGGGCAGGAGGAGGAGGCGGCGGCAUCGGCUGGAUGGCGCCGGGCCGGGGCGGCGGUCCGCCGGCGCCGUCCCGCCGCCGCCACGGUCAGACUUCUGUUGCGGCAGCGGCUGCUCCCGGGCUGCCUGGUGGUGGUGACCACCCGCCCCUCGGCCCUGGAGCAGGUGGAGGGCUGCAUCCGGGCCGACGUCCACCUGGAGGUGCUGGGCUUCCUGGAGCCCGAGCGCCAGGCCUUCUUCACCAGGUUCUUCGGCGACGCCAAACGGGGCCGGGAAGCCUACGAGGCCGUGCAGGGCAACGAGGCCUUGUCCACCAUGUGCUUCGUGCCCUUGGUGUGCUGGAUCGUGUGCACCGUGCUGCACAAGCAGCUGGAAAAGGGGCAGGGCCUGGAUGGGCUCCAGACCACCACCCAGGUCUUCCUGCACUUCCUGAGCAUCCUGCUGCGGUUCCACCGCCGGCGGGGAGCCAGGGCGCCCGCCGACUCCCUCCUGGAGCAGCUGGGGACCCUGGCGGUCCACGGCCUCAUGGCCCGCAAGGUCAUCUUUGACCAAGAGGACCUGGAGGCCCACGGGCUGCCCGCCGCCGCCCCGCCCACCAUCUUCCUGAGCGCCGUCCUCCGCCAGGGGGUGACGGUGGAGACCGUCUACAGCUUCGGCCACGUGAUGCUCCAGGAGGUCUUCGCCGCCAUCUUCUGCUUCUUGCCAGGCCGGGGGGCUCGGCCUGAGCUGGGGCUCGCCCACCUCCUGGAGGCGGGCCUGCAGGCGGAGAACGGCCACCUGCUCCAGACCAUCCGUUUCCUCUUCGGCCUCAGCCACCCGCAGUGCCAGGCCAUGCUGAGGCAGCUCCUGCCCCACCGGGCCGCCCUCACGCCCUCUCCGGAGGGGGCCCUGCUGAGCUGGGUGCAGCGUUCGGCCGAGUCUCCCCGGGCCGAGGAUCCUCGCUUCCUGUUGGAGCUCCUGCACUGCCUGUACGAGUGGCACUGCGAUGGCCUGGUGGGCCGGGUGGCCAGCGAACUCAACAUCCGCUUCCUUCUCUUCCCCCUCAAACGGAGUGACUGUCUGGCCCUGGCCUAUUGCUUGGGCUGCUGCGCUUCCGUCAGCUGCCUGCACCUCUACUCCUGCGGCCUGGACCAAGGGGAUAUCCGCCUGCUGCUGCCUGCCCUCGGCAAGUGUCAGGCCCUGCAUCUGGGCCUCAGCGAUAUCCCCUCCGGCCUCAUGCAGGAGAUCGGGCGCAGCUUCUCCCCCAAGCAGAGUGUCACCAGCCUUCUCCUGCAAGGUCUUGGUUCCAACCACUCCAACAGCCAGAAGGAAACGGUGUUCAAGGUCUCUGCUCUGUGGGGCUCUGAGCCAUGCAGCCUGAGGGUCAAUAACGUGGACAAAGAGACCACUCUGGAGUUCUGCUUCUGGGCCGUCCCCGCCCACCGGCCCCGUGAGGUCACUCUGCAGGGGACUCAACUCUGCGAGUCCAGCUUCCGUCAGAUCUGUAGACUGCUCCGCUUCUCCUACAGCAAACUGGAGUCGCUCAGGAUCUCUGGGAAUCUCCUCACCAAGGGCUGUAUUCCACACCUCGAAUUGCUUGUCAGGGCCAACACGGGUCUGACCCACCUGGACCUGAGUGGGAACAGCCUGGGAGAUGAAGCGGUCGUCCUUCUAUGUGCCCACCUGGGGGCUGCUGCCGGGCAGCUCCGCAACCUCAGUCUGGUGGAGAACGGGCUCACACAAGAGUGUGUCCCUGCCUUAUCGUCCCUGCUGCCCAAACUGCCAGCCCUGACCUGCCUCAAGCUUGGCUUCAACUCUCUGGGCGACCCAGGCCUCCUAAUUCUGGCACCAGCCCUGAGCGAUCCGACCUGCGGCCUGCUCAAACUGGACCUGGAAGCCAACGGCCUUACAGAUGCCUGCAUGCCCACCCUGGCUCAGGCCCUGGCUCAGAAUCAGACCCUGGAGGCGUUGAUCCUCAAUGGCAACAAGCUGAGCAAUCUUAGCAUCCCCCACCUGGACGUCAUCUGGAGGGAGGCCACCCACCUCUGCCGGCUUGAGCUCCUGUUUAACCAGCUUCCCUCAACUACUAGGAGCCGCUACUCCAUGUAUUUUAAUCCUUGGGGCAAGAAGCCCUGGGAGCCAGACGUGGUCGGCGAGGCUACAGGCGGAGAAGCCCCAGAAGACGAGACCGCUAAGUGAUGGGUGCUGGGACGCCGCCCGGGCCAGGUUGGUCCCUUCCACGCAGCAGAGGGCUGUGUGACCAAGGGCCGGGUCCUGGCUCUGUGACCCAUCUGUUGUCGAACAGCUGGUCGGCCCCUUGCUCCACGCUGCCUCCAUUUCCUCAAGGGAGGCUGGGCUCCAGUUAGUGGAAUGUGGAGAGGGAGGGAGGGAGGACGGGCCUACUACCUUCCCCAAGAACGCUGGGCUCUGGAAAAGCACAGGGCCGCCGCACCCAGGCCAUCACAACCGCAGAAGGUACAGAAAGGGAGAAGGGUUGAUUUGUGCCUGCGAUCGGCCCGUGGGGUCGAGCACUGACUGCCUUCCCCUCCCCCCGCCCAUAUCUAACUCCAGGAGUCAUCACCAUCAACUUUAUUUAGAAAAAAUAAAAGGCAAAGGGAAGGAUGGGGGAGAGCUGGCUACACAUUCCACUUUAAUACAUAAAAAAAAUAGACGCA
Ornithorhynchus anatinus (platypus) is the source of this 3841-nucleotide messenger RNA. Its product is annotated as NACHT, LRR and PYD domains-containing protein 3-like. Gene Ontology annotation, cellular component: cytoplasm. Lineage: Eukaryota; Metazoa; Chordata; Mammalia; Monotremata; Ornithorhynchidae. The transcript is spliced from 12 exons. Gene Ontology annotation, molecular function: protein binding. The record is from RefSeq and is a predicted model, not a curated record. The coding region runs from base 159 to 3365 and encodes 1068 amino acids.